Gavialis gangeticus (Gharial) is the source of this 2492-nucleotide messenger RNA. Its product is annotated as putative gamma-glutamyltransferase YwrD. The record is from RefSeq and is a predicted model, not a curated record. The coding region runs from base 542 to 2062 and encodes 506 amino acids. Gene Ontology annotation, molecular function: glutathione gamma-glutamate hydrolase. NCBI's taxonomy places the organism in Eukaryota, Metazoa, Chordata, Crocodylia, Gavialidae. Gene Ontology annotation, biological process: glutathione catabolic process. The transcript is spliced from 10 exons.
CUGUGGCGGUGUCCAGCCCAGGGCCCUACUUGGCAGAGGCCUUUGAUUCUGUUGCGUUUUCAGCUUGAUUUGCUCAAAGCCAGAUAAGAAACUUCCUCAGGACCUUGAUCGAGGUCUGGAGCAUCCUGGGUCAAUCUGCUGUAAAACAAAAUGCCUGUAAAGAAAGGGGUAUUUAAAACCCUGGUACUGCCCCUGCUUCACUGCAGCUGCCAUCUCUUUCCUUGGGGAAUGGGAAGGCCUGCCUCUGCUUUGCCAAUUGAUUACAACUUGAAUGAAUUCACUGACUUGAGCUCAAUUAGUCUGGACUCUUGAAGACUUUUUAAAAGGGUUAAAUCGACUUGGUGACAAGAACUUGACCAGGUGCAUGUCUAGCCAAAGCAGCUCUGCAGCUGGAAACCAGCUUGGAGUUACGCAAGGGCAGUUUGCCGCUUAAGUAUUUGCUAGAAAGAGACUAUAAUAAAGCCAUUCUGAGAAAAUUGCAAGCUGUUUACAGAUGCGUCUCAAAGAAAAAAGGAGGUGACAUACACAGAAUUAAUUUUAUAUGAUCUCAUUCAUUCAGUCUUCAUUGCAGUGCCCUGGAUGCGGCUGUGCAGAGCUAAGGAAAUGCAUUAGGCAAGUUACUGUUACAGUCUGUAAAUUGGAGCAGGUUUCUUGCAACGUAGGUGCCUUGGCUUGGAAAAGAUGUCCCAGCUUAAAUUCUGUUCUCGGAGAUCCCCAGUGGUUUGUACUGGUGGUUGUGUUGCAUCAAAUCAGACGCUUGCAACAAAUAUCGGUCUUGCUCUCCAUGGGACAGAUUCUUCAACCUGCCAUUGAACUGGCUGAGAGAGGCUUUCCUGUGGCAGAGAUAACUGCCUACCAUUGGAAGCGUGACGUCCAUGUUCUGCAAGCACCCGGAAAUGAGCAUGGAAAGGACCUACUCAUUCAUGGCCAAGCACCUCUUCAUGGACAGGUUUUCUGCAAUCCUUUUUUGGCUAACACCUUCAAGGAGAUAGCAAGAUGUGGGAAGAAAGGAUUCUAUGAAGGUACAAUUGCAGCAGCUGUUGUAGAAACUGUUCAGAGACAUGGAGGAGUAAUGGAUUUAGAGGAUCUUAAAAGCCAUGUAACUGAUGAAGUCAAACCGAUUUUCACAAAUUAUAAGGGUGUGAAUGUUUGGGAAAUGCCUCCAAAUGGACAAGGGAUCACAGUUCUGAUGGCCCUGAACAUUUUAGAAAAUUUUAACAUUAAAGAAAUGGGCCAUAACACUGCUGACUAUUUACAUGUACUGACUGAAGCUUUGAAACUCAGCUUCUCUGAUGCUUUCUGGUUCUGUGCUGAUCCUCAAAAAGUUCCAGUGCCAACAAAAGAAUGUCUCUCCAAAAUGUAUGCUAAAGGACGCUCUGAGCUCAUUGAUUUACAAAGAGCCAAUAAAGAUUAUAAACCUGGAAAUUCCUUACCAGCAGGGAGUGACACAGUUUACUUCACAGUAGUAGAUGCUCAAGGCAGUGCCUGUUCCUUCAUCAACAGCAACUAUAAGGGCUUUGGCACAGGACUAGUACCAGAUGGCUGUGGAUUUGCUCUACAAAAUAGAGGAGCUGGUUUUUCCCUGUUUCCUGGCCACCCAAACUGUCUAGCACCAGGAAAACGGCCAUACCACACUAUCAUUCCUGCUCUAGCUACAGCUGCUGACACUGAGGAUCUCUUGUGCUCCUUUGGAGUAAUGGGUGGCUUAAUGCAGCCUCAGGGACAUGUUCAGGUGCUGCUCAAUAUGCUGGAGUUUGGCAUGGACCCUCAACAAGCCUUAGAUGCAUCCCGGUUUUCUGUGGAUUAUUCCAGAGAAGAAAGCAAAUGGCAUCUGUCACUUGAAGAUGGUAUCCCCCAAGCAGUUGCAGAAGACUUGAGAGCCAGAGGUCACUGCAGCCACUGGCCCGUAAGUGGGCAUGACAGGAGCCUGUUUGGCCGUGGUCAGAUUAUCACUAAAGGAGAUUGGUGGAAGUCUUCGGGCUCUUUGUCUUCCAAGAGCUUCCAAAACAUCCUUUGGGCAGGAUCGGAUCCCCGAGGAGAUGGCUGUGCAAUGGGAUAUUAGCAUACCCUAAGCAAAUGUGCUGUAUAGGGACAUCAGGUAAAAAUCAAAACCGUGCCUUUGGAUGUCAUCCAAACUGUCAGAGCUGCUGCACAUACAUAUGAUUCUGUGAUGGAUUAAUUUCCAUGUUCUGUUGUACUGAGUACAGUGGGUAUUACAAUCACAUGGCAGAUCAGUAAAAAAUGCCUUUUUUAAUUAAUGGAUGUAAUGUCAUUUGCUCCCUUCCCUACUGUCCCUCACAUCACAAGGAUUAUUGUAUGCUUAAAUUAUAAGGAUCUUGUGAGAGUAAUAAUGAUUCCAUAAUGUAUGUUGAUCAGAUUCUGAAUGUUUGUCCAUUGGUAUAGCCAGAGCGUUUUCUACUUUUUUGAGUCAAAAGCAAAUAGCUAAUCUGGUAACAAUGGAAAUUAAAUAAAAAUUUUACGGUCAGUGGUUA